Molecule: messenger RNA, 879 nt
Organism: Peniophora sp. CBMAI 1063
Lineage: Eukaryota; Fungi; Basidiomycota; Agaricomycetes; Russulales; Peniophoraceae
Source: the annotation of a GenBank genome assembly
AUGACUUCCACUCAACCCCUCAUCGGUGUGGCUGCAGCGCUGGCGGCAAAAAACUCGACACCGGCAAAGCCGACCACACCCGCCAUCUACCAGCAGUUCUCCCUUACUGACCGCGUCGCCUUGAUCACAGGCGGGAACGGUGGCCUUGGUCUCGAAGCCGCACUCGCUUACCUUGAAGCUGGAGCGCGUGCGGUAUACUGUGUUGACCUACCCGCUCAACCAAGCGAAGCAUGGUCAGCAGUGAAAGAGUACGCGACAGCCAUAGGACUCCAAGGUCGUCUCGAGUACGUCCAAGGAGAUGUGACCGUACAGAAGGCCAUGUGGGACAUCGCGCAGGAUAUCGGAGACAAAGAAGGUCGGAUGGACGUUUGCGUAGCAGGCGCGGGUAUCACGGACAGAGCUACACCGCCGUUGGACUACGCUGCCGCAGACUAUGACAAGAUCAUUGACGUCAAUCUCAAAGGUGUACUGUAUUCAGCUCAGGCGGCUGGACGCCAGAUGACACGCUUCGGCACUCCUGGAAGCAUCAUUCUCAUCGCCUCGGUUGCUGGGCUUAUCGCCACAAAGGGUCUUCUUAUGACUGGAUACUAUGCCAGCAAGGGAGGCGUCAUCAACCUAAUGCGCGCACUGGCCGUCGAACUCGCGGAGAAGAACAUCCGCGUGAACUCGCUUUCUCCGGGCUUCAUCUGGACACCGAUGGUAUCGGGAGCGGUCAGCAAGAACGGUGCUACCGGCGAGUUCUUCAAGUCGCAGAACCCGAUGAAGCGCAUCGGGGAGCCACACGAGAUUCGCGGCCCGAUGGUAUGGCUCGCGAGUGAUGCGUCAAGUUAUAGCACUGGAAGCAACAUUGAGGUCAGUGGAGGUUACACUGCGCAGUGA